CUCUCUGGAAUCCGUUAGGUUUUUCUCUGAAAUGUUCUCAUACGUGUCUCCUUUAAUCCCAUUCAAUUCAUGUGCAAUUCAUGCGGAGGCGAUGCUAAAUUAAUUCUCAAAGUGCUCCAAUUGAGCCCACACCUCCAAUAGGUCUGAAUUUAAUGAGAAAAAACCCUUAAAACCCAGACUACGCCGUACUUGGAUAUUUUUAUCCCACGGAAGAGGAGCGGCACGAACAAGCUGACGCACCUCUCCCGAGUGUUCCUCUCCCGUACCUAAGCACCUACACACCGACAAAAUUACUACAAACGUGUAUAAUACUGGACUACCAAUGCGAGAUGACACCGCUCGCUCGCGACACGCGAAAGGUGGUAAAGGAGUCCUUGGGCCGCUAGUUGUGACGGCUAAGCCACACUAUUCGGUUCGUUAAGCCAUGUUCUCCAGCCGAGCAAUUCAGGAGUCUCUAAUCCGCUUUAAUUAACGAAUACCAGGAGAAACUCGCCUGGCUUUUCCGUUGAUAAUUAUCCGUCUGUUAUUUACGGUUUCAGAUUGAAUUCUAGGCGGAUGUCGCGAUGACACUGCACUGGUGGAUGCACUGGUUCUGGGUGACCGCACAAUUUGCUGUCAUCCUUGGCGUUCCUCUUCCAUCAACAACCGAAGAUCCUCACCUCGAGCGGGACUCGAGCCUGUCAUGGAGGGCAAUAACAGUGCGAAUGACCUCAGAACCACCGAUCCGAUCAAGCAUGAGGAUUGCCAAGGCGAUAAGUUCCUACGAGCCGUCCAUUAAAGUCAACUCCGUGGGCCUGGCUGGUCCAGUGGUCCGCCGGCAGUCUUUCAAUGCUUCCAAGCUCCUUAAAAAAAUCCAGAUGGUGCCUGUGUCACCACUACCCAUUAGCACCCACUUCCCCAUCCCCGAGGUCCAGCGCCCCAGCUUCAACCUCGUGAGGAAUCUCCAGCAGGAUUUUGGAGAGGGCAGUUUUCGGGGGAACGAGGAGAUAUUCCAGAAGAGAAAGGAUCAGAGCUGGGAGAUAUUACCCAGUCCUGUGAAGGAUACAAGACUCACGUGGCUGCUGACGACACUGCGGCCUGUGCGAAGGAGAACCGAGGAGGUAGACGAGGAGGAAAUUGAGGAAAAAUUCAGCAAUCUGAGUACAGUUGAGGAGCGGGAUCUAACGGUUCUGCCACUUAGACUCGAGGAGACUCGUUUCAAACUGGUGGUCAACAGAAGUCGGACUAUAAACGGAGAUACGGACACGGUGUCGUUCAGCAGUCGAACGUUUAAUGGCUCCGAGGAUAUUGAGAUUGAUCAGGAGUUGGCGGAACCGAGGAUAGCCUCGGCGACUGCAUCACCGGUUGUGCACCCUGGUUUGGGGGAGUCUACGAGGUUGAGUAGGGCCAGGAGUGCGUUCACUAAUGACUUCCAGAGGGACCGGGCGCAGGACAGAUCUUCCCAGGAUGACGACGACGAUGUGAUGGAUGGAAAUGGCAUUUCUGCGGGGGUCACUGCUGAGAGUGCUACCACCUCCCUGGUGGACAUUGCUGCUAUCACAGGGAGCUGUCUCGCUAUGAUUGUUCUGUUGAGCACCAUGGGGAGCAUCGGGUUCGUUAUGUACAGGAAAAAGUACUUGAACCCUCCGCAGACGUUGAACAGUGACAAGUGCAGCAAUCCUGACAGCUCUGGGUAUAUCGAUGACUCUACCAUUCGGGACAAUUCGGAGGAAAUGUACAGCCUGGACAACGACUCUUUCCUUAACUCUCUCGAGGCGAUGACAAUACAAAAUUACUGGACAGACAGUGUGAAGCACACGAAGCUGUGACGCCAACAAUAAAAGUGAGCUGAGAAUUGCAUAUCUGGGAGAAAUUGAGUCUAAAUUUUUGCGAGGAAUUUCCAAAAUUAAAAAACAAAUUAUCUCAAAAGAGUAAUACUAAUUUUUGGCUCUUUAAUGAAACGCUAGUAUUAGCCGAAUAGUGCAAUAAAUUUUCGUGUACUUAAAUAUGGUAGGUGAAACAAUAAGGAAAGUGUUUUUUUUUCAUUGUGUGUGGAGAGGAAAGUGGAAAUGAUGUAGUUUAAGUACAAAUAAGACUUUUAGAAACGACGUAGAAAUUUUUCUUGAUGAAAAAAUAAUUGAGAGGAAUGAAAUUGUAAACAUUGUGUACAUAACGAGCCAUUUGUGGUUUCAAUUAUUCUUUAAAAUACGGUGGCACUGCGUUUUCCAUUCCACCUUGUAAUUCGUUUGCUUUGUUAUUAUUUUAUCGAAUGAAUUUCGCCUAAUAGUUUUUAAUAAUUUUCAAACCAAUUUGUUACAUUCGUUCAUUUGUGAGUUGAUAAUUACUAACGAAAGAUCGGACCAAGACGUACGUAGUUGAUAGUCAAUUUGCCUUUAUAACAUAUCCACUAACCGACUAAUUGAUUCCAUGUUUACUCUUGAUCCGUGUCAGCAAUUGAAAAUACGUAUGAAAGAAAUUUGAAGAAAAUAAUGAACAUUCAAUGCACUGUUUAAUUUUAAAUGAUCCUAGGAUUAUUUAAGAAUUAUAUUUAUAUACGAAUUUUUCCCCCAAUUUCAAGAAUAAUGAAUAAAUGAUAUAUAUUACAUUAACAAUUUUCGGUGAUGUGAUAGAAGUAGUCGUUGGGAUUUACCUUUUAUUAUCACGGUUGUGAAUAAAUACACGCAUUUAAACAUGACAA
This is a messenger RNA of Diachasma alloeum, 2677 nucleotides long. RefSeq lists its product as uncharacterized. The record is from RefSeq and is a predicted model, not a curated record. NCBI's taxonomy places the organism in Eukaryota, Metazoa, Arthropoda, Insecta, Hymenoptera, Braconidae. The transcript has 4 exons. Bases 564 to 1808 code for a protein of 414 amino acids.